AUGAAGGACUUGGGUGAUCUCAAGUAUUUUCUGAGGAUUGAGGUUCUAAAGUCAACUAAAUGGAUCUUUCUGCGACAAAGGAAGUAUAUCUUGGACAUCCUCGCGGAAACUGGACUACUAGAAUGUAAGCCAGCAGACACUCCUAUGGCAGUUAACCAUGGCCUACGAAUCAGAGAAGAAGCUGAGUUGACUGAUCGUAGUCGAUACCAGCGACUAGUUGGAAAACUCAUAUACCUUUCGCACACCAGGCCGGAUAUAGCUUAUGCAGUGGGGAUCGUAAGUCAAUUCAUGCACAAGCUACAGACUGACCACAUGGAGGCAGCACUUAGGAUUUGUCGAUAUUUGAAGGAACCCCGAGACAUGGCGUGUUAUUUUCCAAGAACGGACACCUUGAGAUUCAUGGGUAUACUGAUGCUGAUUGGGCAGGGAACCCAAAUGAUAGGAAGUCCACAGCAGGCUACUUUACCUUUGUUGGAUGUAAUUUAG
Molecule: messenger RNA, 486 nt
Organism: Salvia splendens (bonfire salvia)
Lineage: Eukaryota; Viridiplantae; Streptophyta; Magnoliopsida; Lamiales; Lamiaceae
Exons: 1
Coding region: 1-486 (161 amino acids)
Source: RefSeq, a predicted model, not a curated record